Molecule: messenger RNA, 1264 nt
Organism: Camelus dromedarius (Arabian camel)
Lineage: Eukaryota; Metazoa; Chordata; Mammalia; Artiodactyla; Camelidae
Product: mitochondrial import inner membrane translocase subunit Tim23
Exons: 7
Coding region: 242-871 (209 amino acids)
Biological process (GO): protein import into mitochondrial matrix
Cellular component (GO): TIM23 mitochondrial import inner membrane translocase complex; mitochondrial inner membrane
Molecular function (GO): transmembrane protein transporter activity
Source: RefSeq, a predicted model, not a curated record
UUCUGGCUUCGUUCACUUUCCCACCACCGGAAAGCUGCCGUCAGGCGCUUCCGGCUUCCGGGACGUACGCUGUCGCAAAGCGGAAGUGUGGGUUUAGCGGGCACCGGCGCCCGGAAGGUCAGCGUGUGAAGGAGGUGGUGGUAGCGCGGGUCUCCCCGCUGUUACCGAGGAGCAACGGCCGAGCAGACGAUCCCGGCCUGAGGCGGAGGUGAGAAGCAGACGGGCAGUUUGCUGCGACACCAUGGAGGGCGGCGGAGGAAGCGGCAACAAAACCACAGGAGGGCUGGCCGGCUUUUUUGGAGCCGGCGGAGCAGGCUACUCGCACGCGGAUUUGGCUGGAGUCCCGCUAACUGGUAUGAACCCUCUGUCUCCUUAUUUAAAUGUGGAUCCACGGUAUCUCGUGCAGGAUACAGAUGAGUUUAUAUUACCAACUGGAGCUAAUAAAACCCGGGGCAGAUUUGAACUUGCUUUCUUCACCAUUGGAGGAUGUUGUAUGACAGGGGCUGCAUUUGGGGCAAUGAAUGGUCUACGGCUAGGAUUGAAGGAAACCCAGAACAUGGCCUGGUCCAAACCAAGAAACGUACAGAUCUUGAAUAUGGUGACGAGGCAAGGGGCACUUUGGGCUAAUACUCUAGGUUCUCUGGCUUUGCUCUAUAGUGCAUUUGGUGUCAUCAUUGAGAAAACACGAGGUGCAGAAGAUGACCUCAACACAGUAGCAGCUGGAACCAUGACAGGCAUGUUGUAUAAAUGUACAGGUGGUCUUCGAGGGGUAGCACGAGGCGGUCUAGCAGGACUGACACUCACGAGCCUCUAUGCACUGUAUAACAACUGGGAGCACAUGAAAGGCUCCUUGCUCCAACAGUCACUCUGAAGAUUUCGCUAGCUUGUGAAUGGAGGACACUUUAGUAGUCAUCCAAAUCAAUUAAUAAGUCAGUCUGGAGUCAUUUACUCUUCUGCCUACAGUUAGUUUGAGAAAUUGGAGAUUCCAUUUUGCUGUGAUGAAGAUCAUGGACGGUUGACCAGGACUGGCACUCCUUCCAGCCAUUAAUGAGCUGAAGCCAAAACCCUUCGGUGGCUGAGUAAUGUGGUUCUCUUCUCCUUUGAAGAAGAUUCUUGCACCUCCUACCCCCUGAACUGGAAAACCACUUACUCCCAAAAUUCAGGUCACGCUUGUCAAUACUGUUAUCACCGUGUUUGUUCACUUAAUGAUCCAGGACUGUAAUAUUGCCCUGUAUUCUGAAUAAAGGGUGAAAAUAGAACCAAA